Messenger RNA from Colius striatus (speckled mousebird), 3537 nucleotides. It is a transcript of the gene KIF11, whose product is annotated as kinesin family member 11. The coding region runs from base 75 to 3278 and encodes 1067 amino acids. Lineage: Eukaryota; Metazoa; Chordata; Aves; Coliiformes; Coliidae. The record is from RefSeq and is a predicted model, not a curated record. Gene Ontology annotation, biological process: microtubule-based movement; mitotic spindle assembly. The transcript is spliced from 22 exons. Gene Ontology annotation, molecular function: microtubule binding; ATP binding; plus-end-directed microtubule motor activity. Gene Ontology annotation, cellular component: spindle microtubule; nucleus.
CCGCGCGCCUCGGAGCAUCGCGCCAGCGCUGCGUCUCGCUCCACACAUCGGCAGCUUCCGCGCCGGCGCCCGCCAUGGCUUCCCUCAGCUUCCAGGGUGGCGGAGGCGCUAAGAAGGAGGAGAAGGGCAAGAACAUCCAGGUGGUGGUGCGGUGCAGGCCUUUUAAUGCCUCGGAACGUAAAGCAAACUCUUAUGCUGUUGUAGACUGUGAUCAAGGACGAAAGGAAGUUAGUGUCCGCACUGGAGGAGUGACAGAUAAGACCUCAAGAAAGACUUACACAUUUGAUAUGGUGUUUGGAGCUAUGGCAAAGCAGAUUGAUGUAUACCGGAGUGUUGUGUGUCCCAUUUUGGAUGAAGUUAUUAUGGGCUACAACUGUACAGUGUUUGCUUAUGGCCAAACUGGGACUGGUAAGACCUUCACAAUGGAAGGGGAGCGGUCACCCAAUGAGAAAUAUACUUGGGAAGAGGAUCCACUAGCAGGUAUAAUACCCCGUACAUUGCAUCAAAUAUUUGAAAAACUCUCGGAGAAUGGUACUGAGUUUUCAGUGAAAGUCUCUCUUUUGGAAAUCUAUAAUGAGGAGCUUUUUGAUCUUCUGAAUCCUACUCCUGAUGUUGGAGAAAGACUGCAGAUGUUUGAUGACCCUCGAAACAAGAGGGGUGUAGUUAUUAAAGGCUUGGAAGAAAUAACUGUACACAACAAAAAUGAAGUCUACCAAAUCCUGGAAAGGGGUGCAGCAAAAAGGACAACUGCAGCUACUUACAUGAAUGCAUAUUCCAGCCGUUCCCACUCUGUGUUUUCGAUUACCAUCCAUAUGAAAGAAACUACAGUAGAUGGAGAAGAGCUUGUUAAAAUUGGAAAGCUAAACUUGGUUGAUCUUGCAGGAAGUGAAAACAUUGGUCGAUCUGGUGCAGUUGACAAAAGAGCUCGUGAAGCUGGAAAUAUCAAUCAGUCUCUCCUGACCCUAGGAAGAGUUAUUACUGCUCUGGUAGAAAGAGCCCCACAUAUUCCAUACAGGGAAUCUAAACUCACAAGAAUCCUUCAAGAUUCUCUUGGAGGACGAACGAAAACAUCAAUAAUUGCCACAGUUUCUCCUGCAUCUAUAAAUCUUGAGGAAACACUGAGUACACUGGAAUAUGCCCACAGAGCAAAGAACAUAAUGAACAAGCCUGAAGUUAAUCAGAAGCUAACAAAAAAAGCUCUUAUUAAGGAAUAUACUGAAGAGAUUGAACGUUUGAAGCGAGACCUUGCUGCUGCACGAGAGAAAAAUGGAGUCUAUAUUUCCCUUGAAAAUUAUGAAGCCCUUAAUGGAAAGCUGACAGUUCAGGAAGAACAAAUUGCAGAGUAUGUUGACAAAAUCAGUGUCAUGGAGGAAGAAGUGAAAAGAAUCACUGAACUAUUCACAGUUAGUAAAAAUGAACUUGAGCAGUGUAAAACAGAUCUGCAAACUAAGGAGAAGGAACUGGAGGAAACACAAAAACAUCUGCAAGAAACCAAGAUUCAUCUGGCUGAAGAAGAAUAUGUGGUUUCAGUGCUGGAAAACACCGAACAAAAACUUCAUGGCACAGCUAGCAAGUUACUUAGUACAGUUGAAGAAACUACAAAUGAUGUAUCUGGUCUCCAUGCAAAACUGGACCGUAAGAAGGCUGUUGAUCAACACAAUGCUAUCGUCCAAAAUACAUUUGCAGAACAAAUGAAUGCUUUGUUCAACAAAAUACAAGAUUCAGUUAGUGAAAACAGUUUGAAGCAACAACAGAUGUUGACAUCCUACACAAAUUUUAUAGGUGAUCUCCUGUCUACCAGUUCUUCAACAGCUAAUAUUCUUGCAUCAGUCAUAUCAGCAUCUUUUGCCUCUGUUAAAGAAUUGAUGUCUACUGAAGUUUCUCACAUGUCUGAAAAAAUAACACAACAUGAGAAUCUGUCACUUGAUUGUAAAGCUGGGCUGCUGAGAUUAAUUGAGGAACAUACAUCUGGAUUAGGGAGAGCAUUAAAUAGCUUGACACCAAUGGUAGAAUUUGUCUUGGGGCUAAACUGUCAGUUUCAGAGUAACAUGAAGAAGUAUUCUGCUGUGACUGACAAGGUGGAGGGUCAUAAAAAGGAAAUGGAUACCUUCUUUGAAGAUCUCUCCCUCACUCUAGAAAAAUUACAGGAAGAAACGAUCAGUGUGUUUGCUCAGCUUCAGAAUGAUUGUGAGAAUUUAAAAGAAGAGGUGGAAAUGACGAGGCUGGCACAUACAAAGAGCACAGCUGAAUUAAUGUCCUCACUGCAAAGCCAGCUUGACUUGUUUGCUCAGGAGACUCAGAAGAACUUAACUAAUGUACUUGCAAAAAAUGGAACCUUGAAGACCUCCAUCACUACUGUGCAAGAAAAUGUUCACCUGAAAACUACAGACCUAGUCAGCAGUACAACUUCCAAUCACAGCAAAUUUGUUACAUCUCUGGAUAAUUUCUCUCAAGAGCUCAGGAUCAUAAAUGCUGAAAACAAGGUGAUGCUGGAAGAAUCCACUGGCCACUGUCAUCAACUUCUCAGCAAUUUAAAAAAUAUGUCUCAGGAUACUGAUAAGUGGGGAGAAUUUACAACUGCUCAGGUAGUCAACUUUACGAAUCAACAGUUAUUGUCCCUUGAUGACAAGAAACAGCAACUUCAGUGUUUACAAAAGAAAAAUGAAGAAAACUCUGAUAAAGCAAUAGCUGAAAUUGUUGGUCAUAUUGGUAGACAAAAGACUGCUGAGGAGAAGGUACUAAAUGGCCUCCUUGGUCAGAUAAAGGUUGAUCAGGAGAUACUUCUGGAGCAGAAUCUGACACUUAAUGUGGAAGCGCGGCAUGGACUGACUCAGGUUAAUGGUUUCCUGCAAGAGGAUCUCAAAGUAGAUAUUCCAACAGGGACAACUCCACAGAGAAGAGACUACUUCUAUCCAGUCACACUUGUGAGAACAGAACCCCGGGAGCUUCUGCUGGAGCAGUUAAGGCAAAAGCAACAAAAGCUUGAUGAUAUGCUAAACAAUGUGACAACAGAGGUAGAAGAUAGUGCAGAUAAGGAUGUAUUGGAAGAGGAGGAAGGAUUGCAAGAAUCCAAUGAAAGCCUUGUUAGUGACAAGUACUUAGUGGAUACAAGCAUAUCCUGCCACGCAAAUGGUGGCAUUCCGUUUUUCCAGCACAAAAGGAGUCACAAAAAGGAUAAAGAAAACAAAUCUGCAGCUACAGUGGAGAAGAACAAAAUAGAAGAUGUGGCGGAACAAUUUCUUCACAAAUCUAAGCCUCCUUUAAGAUGCCUGAACUGAGAAAUACCCACUGCAGAUCUCUGGUUUUGGAAUACUUAUGUGUAAUUGUCUAAUGAGCCAUAACUUUCUUUGGUUAUUCUCAAUCUCUGUAUAUACUGAAUUAUUGAUAAAAAGUUGAAUCCAAAUAUUGGUCUGACAUGUCCUGCCGUUGUCCCAUUUUUAUAUGCUGUAGCUUGCAAAGUAUUAAUAGACUACUUUUUUGAAGAAAAUAACCUGCAUAUAUUAUGGUGCUGUAUGUUAAACGGGCUUUCACGUUGUU